ACGUCACAGACAGAUGGUUGCUGUGCAUGCUAUUUCUUUCUGCCAGAGGAUUUCAUAACACUCCUUUUUUUGUUCCACGUUUUUCUAGAAGGAGCCGGGUGAUCCAAAAGUCAGGAGGUGUGUGCCUUGUAGCCAUGUUGGGAGAUGCAGUUCCAUUCCCAGAACAGGUAAAUGGCAGGAGUUGCAGCCAAGAAAGCAAAUCUUCGCACCUGCGAGGCUCUGAGAAGAAAUGCUCAUGGGCCUCCUAUAUGACUAAUUCUCCUACUCUGAUUGUAAUGAUUGGCCUUCCUGCAAGAGGCAAGACUUAUGUAUCCAAGAAACUAACUCGCUACCUCAACUGGAUUGGAGUGCCUACAAAAGUUUUUAAUUUAGGAGUGUAUCGUCGUGAAGCAGUAAAAUCAUACCAGUCAUACGAUUUCUUCAGACAUGAUAACGAGGAAGCCAUGAGGAUUCGGAAACAUUGUGCAUUGGUUGCCCUUCAAGAUGUAAAAGUUUAUCUCAUGGAGGAAUCUGGCCAGAUUGCUGUCUUUGAUGCAACCAAUACAACUCGAGAGAGGCGAGACAUGAUUUUAAGUUUUGCUAAAGAAAAUUCCUUUAAGGUCUUUUUUGUGGAGUCUGUCUGUGAUGAUCCAGAGGUCAUUGCUGCUAAUAUACUGGAAGUAAAAGUCUCCAGCCCCGACUACCCUGAGAGAAACCGAGAGAAUGUGAUGGAUGACUUCUUGAAACGAAUAGAGUGUUACAAAGUCACCUAUCAGCCUCUUGAUCCAGUUGAUUAUGACAAAGAUCUUUCUUUCAUUAAAGUGAUCAACGUAGGGCAACGCUUUCUUGUCAACCGUGUCCAGGAUUACAUUCAAAGUAAAAUCGUCUAUUAUCUCAUGAAUAUCCAUGUUCAGCCACGCACCAUCUAUCUUUGUAGACAUGGUGAGAGUGAGUGCAACCUUGUCAGCAAGAUUGGUGGGGAUUCAGGUCUAUCACCUCGUGGAAAGCAGUUUGCUCAAGCACUGAAAAAAUACAUCAAAGAUCAAGAGAUUGUGGAUCUGAAGGUUUGGACCAGCCAACUGAAGAGAACAAUCCAGACAGCAGAAGCCCUGGGGGUGCCAUAUGAGCAGUGGAAGAUCUUGAAUGAAAUAGAUGCUGGAGUAUGUGAAGAAAUGACAUAUGAAGAGAUUCAAAGGAAAUAUCCAGAGGAGUUUGCACUUCGGGACCAAGACAAGUACCUUUAUCGCUACCCUGGAGGAGAAUCUUAUCAAGAUUUGGUCCAACGCUUGGAACCUGUGAUUAUGGAGUUGGAACGUCAGGGCAACGUCCUAGUCAUUUCCCACCAGGCAGUUAUGAGAUGUUUACUGGCCUAUUUCCUCGAUAAGGGUGCAGAUGAGCUACCCUAUUUGAAGUGCCCCCUUCACACCAUCUUUAAACUCACUCCUGUUGCUUAUGGCUGUAAAUUAGAAAUGAUUUCUCUGAACGUUGAUGCUGUGGACACACACCGAGACAAACCAUCUACCAUGAACAACCUUCCCAAGAGCCAAACCCCUGUAAGGCUGAGAAGGAACAGCUUCACGCCACUAGCCAGUCCGGACACAGUAAAGCGUCCUCGCAAUUACAGUGUCGGGAGCAAACCUCUCAAUCCAGCAGGGUCGCUGCUGUUGCUGGAAGGCCGAAAUGAGAAGGAUCAACAGAAGCUGCAAGACAGUUUUCAGCUUCAAGUGAAAAGAGCUGGCCUCUGGCCUAGCAGUGUAGAUGCCACAGAAAACCAUCACAGAGGUAUCAGAAAAUAGACCACCUUGGACUGGAACCUCUUCCUUUUGAUCAAACUCUAGUAUGUUUGAUGAGGCUGCUGAUGCCUCAGAAGGCUUUAAACCAUUGUGGACUUCCUAGAUUUCCAUACAAAUGGCAUGUUCUCUAAUAUCUGCAGACAUGGUAGUAGUGAAAAAUUGCAUGGUAAUACGUGCUACAGUAACAAAAACUGCAUUUAGAGUAAGCUUGCUUUAAAAUCCCAAGUUUUAGGGCUGCACUUAGACAACUUCAAGAAACAAUACUUUCUCAAAAGCUGGGACACGUUUAUGUGGCAAACUGAAAAAAGUGGUUUAAAUGUUUUGCCAUCCAGCUAAGUAACCUUGGGAUAUGUGCUUCUCAGAGGUAAAAGCAGUUCUCUGCCAGCUUGAUAAACUAGUGGUUGCCUAAAUUCUUUGAGGAUAAGCCUUAAACAUGCUUCAGGCAAGAUUAGAUAUAUAUAUGCUCAAAGAUACAUGGAGUUUCUUCCACACAAAAACUUUCUGAGGGGUUUUUGGUUGCUGUGUCUUGAUUUUACUAGGGAUUUAGGAGCAUAGCUCCUGACAGAAGAGACAGUGAGGAUUGCUGUAAUGUGCCUGCUGCCUAAAUGCUUCACUGCUAAUUCAAAGGGAAUCCCAUCUUGAAUUUUUUCUUUUCUUUUCUUUAUUUUAUUUAAUUUAAAUUAUUGAUAUGUCACCUUUCUCCCCAUAGGGGACUGAAUAACAUUCUUUUGAACAAGUACUGUUGCUGUUUCAAUGCCAUUUAUAUUGCACAUUAAUUAACAAUAUAGAAACCAGCCAGUAACACUUCUUAAGUCUUUAAACUGGUGUUAAGAACCAUUUGCAGUAUAGUACAAAUGUUCCAGCAGAAUCAUAUCACCUUUUUGGGGUCCAGUGGGAGUUCUAAGGUGCUUUUGUAGCUUCCUUUGCAGGACAUUUUGUCUUUUAUAAUCAGUGUCAUCCCAGCACACAGUUUUCAGAUAUUCUUACUCCUGAUUAUACUUCUUGAUCUUUCAGCUUUCAAUGGAUAUUCAGAGGAAAUGGCAGCAGUAAGGAGAAAGGCACAGUGGUGGCAAAUUCUGCAAAUCUGUGGCAGUUCUCCAAAAGAUUUAGAGCCUUUCUUUUUAUAAUUCUAAAUCUUACGGAAAGCUUCCACAAAUAAAAGUUUGCUGAUGCAAAUUGUCAUUCUCUUAAUAACAGGUGUGAUCCAAAAAGUAGUUUCUGCAAGCUUGAUGGGACUGGCAGGAAGUAGACGGAGUUACAGAAUAAGUUCAUGUUGUAACUCUUCCUGCAUCCAAGACAAACCGAAACAAAGCAGCUUAUUAUCAUCCAAAUCCAGGGGGAGGCUAAAAGCCCCCUUUGGAAACAGGGGUGCCCUGAGACCACCCCCCUUCCAUGAAAAGGCCCUUUGGCAUUCUGAGUUUAAAUUUCUGAUCUCUAAAGUUCUCCUUCUUUCUGGUAUAUGAACAGAAGCUUCCUGUAGCCAGUUCUGUCUAUGGCUGCACAGAAAGUAAUUCCCGCAGAUAAGGUACAGCAUUUCAGUUCAAGUGUUAUUACAUAAUUACUUGUACAGAAUGAAGUUAUUGAGGGAAGAUCACACACCGCAGAAAAAUCUAACAGAAUAGGUCAAUACACCACAGUCAGCAUUGCGAUGCCAAAAGUACAAUCACGCACAAAUGUUUUAAGAAAAAGAACAUUCCAAUAAAAUUGAAACAGCACAUGUUGCAUCUACGCACAACUUUUAUCUUUGCAUAGUUUUCUUAGUUAAUAUUUAUUUGCUGGCAUCAAGAGACAAAUAAUAUAUUUUAUAUUCCAAGACACAUGAAUGUGUGACUGUUCAUCUACGAACAGUCGUGUCCUUAAUUGACACUAAACUACUUCUGUAGUACAUGCAUCUUCCAAAUAUCAAGCAUAUAUCUAUAAUCUGAUAUAGUUAUAUCAUGUAUCAUGAAAAAUUUGUCAUGGCCAAGAUACUUUCUUGUCAGGGAAAUCUGGAUGAUUUGUUUUGUAUGUUUAAAUUUAGUUUUACUGUGAAUGGUGUGUUGAAAAUUCAGAAUGCAAAGUAUGUAUUUUUUAUAAGCUUAACUAAUGCUGUAAGUAGAAUUCUAAUCUGAUUACAGGUUUUUGCUCAGUGCCUGAAUAAAAAUAAA
This is a messenger RNA of Pogona vitticeps (central bearded dragon), 3919 nucleotides long. RefSeq names its product 6-phosphofructo-2-kinase/fructose-2,6-biphosphatase 2 (gene PFKFB2). Lineage: Eukaryota; Metazoa; Chordata; Lepidosauria; Squamata; Agamidae. The record is from RefSeq and is a predicted model, not a curated record. Gene Ontology annotation, biological process: fructose 2,6-bisphosphate metabolic process; fructose metabolic process. Gene Ontology annotation, cellular component: cytosol. Gene Ontology annotation, molecular function: 6-phosphofructo-2-kinase activity; ATP binding; fructose-2,6-bisphosphate 2-phosphatase activity.